This is a messenger RNA of Populus nigra (black poplar), 1808 nucleotides long. RefSeq lists its product as uncharacterized. Bases 426 to 1583 code for a protein of 385 amino acids. Gene Ontology annotation, molecular function: double-stranded DNA binding. The record is from RefSeq and is a predicted model, not a curated record. The transcript has 2 exons. Gene Ontology annotation, cellular component: chloroplast. Lineage: Eukaryota; Viridiplantae; Streptophyta; Magnoliopsida; Malpighiales; Salicaceae. Gene Ontology annotation, biological process: regulation of DNA-templated transcription; chloroplast organization.
CCUCCCUCCUCCUACCCUGCUCGACUUUACCAUCUCGUGCACUUCAGAUCCCUCCUCUUCUCUCUCUCGGUUUGCAAACCCCACAAAGACUUUGGGUGGCAAAAAUAAUUGGUGAUAAACCCACGUACUCUCUCUCUCUCUCUGUCUCUUCCUUUCACUUUGAUUCUUUAUAAAGAAAUAAAUGCCCUCUUAAAGACUCUCUAUUUCCUUGUUCUCUUGAUAUUAGAAAUUCUUGUUGAAAAUUCAGUUUUGAAGCUUUGAUGAGCUCAAAUCAAACACAUCAUAUAACAUUUUAUCUUUUACCCUUAAUUCUCUUAGCUUCAGUAAUCACUGUCCAAUUUUUUAGCGUGUUAAUGUGUUUCUUGAAGGUUUUUCCCUAAUUUAUAAGACCCUGUUUCGGUUUUAUUGAGAUAUUGUGAGUUGACAUGGAAGCAAAACCCAGUUCUUUAGUUAUCAAAGUUGGCUCCCUUUUGGUAAAUUCUCAAAGAUUGAUUUUUUCAAGCAAAAACCCACUAUGUAGUUCUUGUAUAUUGUCUGGUACCUUCAAGUCUGUGACAUGUUCGACAAUAAGCCAAACCCAAUCCGAAACUGUAUCAGGGGGUGGUGCAGAGCAACCAGCUAACUCGGUUGAAGUUCUGAGGAGGUAUGGUUGUAGCGAUGAUGACAUAGAGAAGAUGUUCCUGCGACGCCCUUCUUUGCGCAAUGCUGAUCUUUCCCAGCUUCAAUUCAAGCUAAAUUUACUUUGGGGGUUGGGUAUCACAUCGAAUGACCUUGUUAAGAUCAUUAAUUGUCGCCCACGAUUGCUUAGUGUUCGCAUAAAUCAUUUUUUUGAUGAGCGUCUGGAGUAUUUUAUGACCUUGUUUGGAUCAAGGGAAACCCUACUCAAGGCCAUUAUUAGAAAUCCUUCUCUCUUGACAUAUGACUUUCAUAAUAGGAUUAAACCUGUCAUCACACUAUAUGAAGGACUGGGUAUUAGUAGAGAGGAUUUGGUUCCCUUGCUAUUGUCACGGCCUACUAUGAUUCCGCGAACUUCAUUUAAUGAUGAGAAGAUGGAAUACAUACGCAAAAGUGGGGUUUCCAAGGAUUCCAAUAUGUUUAAGCAUGUGGUUAGCAUCAUUGGUGUCUCAAGGAGUCAGACCAUCUGUGAGAAGGCAGCAAAUAUAGAGAAGUUUGGGAUGUCGAAUGAAGAAGUUUGGCAUCUUAUCGGUCGUAGCCCCUAUCUCUUGACACUAUCUGUUGAUAAGGUUCAAAGGAAUAUGACGUUUGUAGUGGGCACAAUGAAGCUUCCUGCAAAUGUGAUCCUUGAACACCCAUUUUUGCUUUACAAUAAUCUGGAGGCUGUGUUGAAGCCGCGGUGGCUUCUUGCUGGGAAGAUAGAGGAUAUGGGUCUUUGCCCGAAAAUUAAAGGAUCAUUGAUGUUGAGGGCACUUAGGAUGGCAGAACAGCGAUUCUUGAAGGCAUUUGUUUCAUGUCACCCUGAUGUUGUUGCUAAAGAAUUGAUGGAGUUCUAUACAACGGCAAAAUGUGUCAAGCGGCUGGCCGUGUCAUCGAAGAAGGCAGUGUUUAAAGGAUUUCCUUUCUGAGUUUUGUUGCAUGCCAGGUGCUCAUCAUAUUCCAGCUUUAAUCCAUCUGAUAGUAUGAUUGAAUUGCUGUGCACUUGGUGGGGACUCUGAAAUACGAGUCAUUGUUUACGCAAAUGUAAUGAUCUUCUAUGAUGAGGUAGUCCACUUGUUGUUCAUUGAUUAGGAGAUUGAGGAUAUUCAAGUUCAACUUAUUGAAUUUUAUUUAAUUAUAUUAUUGGAUGUGAA